Molecule: messenger RNA, 943 nt
Organism: Thalassophryne amazonica
Lineage: Eukaryota; Metazoa; Chordata; Actinopteri; Batrachoidiformes; Batrachoididae
Product: MKRN2 opposite strand protein
Exons: 4
Coding region: 230-868 (212 amino acids)
Source: RefSeq, a predicted model, not a curated record
UGAAACAGUUCAGGUAAGAUGAGUCAUGUGACUCACAGGACAUGCAACCUGAUAGGCUGCAACUGAGCUGUGGUGACAUCUGAUAGGCUGGAACUCAGCACCUGGCUGGGCAGAGGAGCAGAGGAGGAGAAACCCAAAGACUUACGCCAACUAGAAGAGCAACAGAGAGCAGAGCGAGACCUUCAGGAUGCACAUGGAUGGCUAAUGGCGUGUGAGGGCGGAGUGAGACAUGGAGCACAGCGCAGUCAUCCGGCUCAGUCACUGCCACAAGCACAUCUUUUGUUUCUCGGUGCCGGAGGAGUGUCCGAGCUGUGGGGAGCAGCUGAAGGGGAGCAGGCUGCAGGAGGCCCCCGUCAAGCUGCCCUGCCCCCUGACUGACGGACACAAGACCUCCUGCUGCCUGCUGGUCACCGCUGACGACCUGGACAGAGCGUUUGACGGGACCUCAGACCUGCACACUGGCAUCUCCAACAACAAAGGUGUCGUUUAUAACUACACACGGGCCGGCGUGCGCAGAGACCAGAGCGGCUGGGAGCGCUGCCUCAGCGUGCCGCUGGUCAGACCAGACAUGUUCUACCUGCUGGCCCAGUGGGACCAGUACCUGGACCGCUUCUCUGAUGGGCCCAUGUGGGACACGGUCUGGCACAGGUUUGAUGAAGACAGUCACAACUGCUUCAGUUUCUGUCUCCAGUUCAUCAACAGUGUCUUAGCGAUGGAGGGGCGGAGCCUCCUGACCCGCGAGUUCUUCACAAAGAGCUUCAUCGUGCCGAGGAUGACCAGGGUCUACAAGUACCUGACUCUGUACCACCACGUCCAGAAACAGCAGUACUACGUGGUGGACAGACCAGAGGAGGGACCAGAGCUCUGAGGGUGGUGGUUAUGACAUCACUUCCUGUGUCUUCACUUGGACUUUAUUUCCAUUAUAAUGAAAAACACAUUUUAU